AAUUGAGCACACGCAAAAAGCAAGCGAGAAAGAGCAAAAUUUUACGACUGCAGCAGCUGCGAAAUACUAAUUGCCCAGCUAUAUAUAUUUUUAUAGCUAUCCAAGUGUCGAACGUGCGAAGUGCAACAGUAAGGAGGCAUAAUGAAAGCCACAACCCAAAAAUUGUCAAAGCUCCGGGAGCUGAUGCAAUGCGCGAAUGCACCGGAAGCGGCCGGUAUAAGUGCCUAUGUGGUGCCAUCAGAUGACGCCCAUCAGAGCGAAUAUCAGUGUGCCCACGACGAGAGGCGUGCAUUUAUAAGCGGUUUCACUGGAUCGGCGGGAACAGCAGUGAUAACCCAGGACAAGGCGCUGCUCUGGACAGACGGACGCUAUUAUCAGCAGGCUGAGAAGCAGCUCGAUGCCAAUUGGGAGUUGGUCAAGGACGGACUGGCGACAACGCCUUCGAUUGGCACAUGGCUGGGCAAGAAUCUGCCCAGAGGCAGCGCUGUGGGCGUUGAUCCGCGAUUGUUCUCGUUUCGUGCAGCGAAAACCAUUGAGAAGGAUCUGUGUGCAGCCAAUUGUAAUUUGGUGGGCAUCGAGCAAAAUUUAAUUGAUCAGGUUUGGGCUGCCGAUCAACCGCCGCGUCCAUCCAAUAAUCUCAUCACAUUGAAUUUGGCCUUUGCCGGCGAGCCAAUAGCCAAGAAAUGGGAGCGCACUCGUGACCAAAUGAAGCAGCACAACACGAACGCUUUAGUUGUCAGCGCUUUGGAUGAGAUAGCCUGGUUCCUUAAUAUGCGCGGCUCGGAUAUUGCCUACAAUCCGGUAUUCUUUGCAUUUAUGAUCGUAACACACGAUGAGAUUGCCUUGUAUAUCGACUCCAGCAAGCUGCCAGAUAACUUUGAAGCUCAUCUAAGUGAGAAUAAUGUCAAGAUCCUAAUACAUCCGUAUGAAUCAAUUGGCGAUGGCGUACGUCAAAUUGCGGCCGAAACAAAAGGCAAAAUUUGGAUAUCGCCAACGAGCAGCCUGUACCUGAAUUGCCUCGUGCCGAAAUCGGCUCGACAUCAGGAUAUCACGCCGAUUGCCAUAUUUAAAGCGAUCAAAAAUGACAAGGAAAUCGAAGGAUUCGUCAAGAGCCACAUACGCGAUGGCGUGGCGCUCUGCCAGUACUAUGCCUGGCUGGAAGCUGCCGUGGCGCGGGGCGAGAAUGUCGAUGAAAUGUCCGGAGCUGAUAAAUUGGAAUCGUUUCGAAAGACUAAGGACAACUAUAUGGGCCUCAGCUUUACCACGAUUAGUUCUUCGGGUCCCAACGGUUCGGUCAUACACUAUCAUCCAGCGAAGGAGACAAACCGGCCCAUCAACGACAAGGAAAUCUAUCUAUGUGACUCUGGCGCCCAGUACCUGGAUGGCACAACUGAUGUAACCCGAACUUUUCACUUUGGCAAUCCCACAGACUUUCAAAAAGAAGCCUAUACGCGUGUUCUAAAGGGUCAACUAACUUUCGGCUCAACAGUAUUUCCCACGAAGACCAAGGGUCAGGUUUUAGAUGUGUUGGCCAGAAAGGCGCUCUGGGAUGUCGGCCUAGACUAUGGCCAUGGAACUGGCCACGGCAUUGGACAUUUCCUGAACGUGCACGAAGGUCCAAUGGGUGUCGGCUUUCGGCCAAUGCCCGAUGACCCCGGCCUACAGCAAAACAUGUUCAUUUCAAACGAGCCCGGCUUCUAUAAGGAUGGAGAGUUUGGCAUACGCAUCGAGGACAUUGUACAAAUUGUUCCAGCCGAAGGAAAGCACAAUUUUGCCAACCGCGGUGCUCUGACGUUUAAAACCAUCACCAUGUGCCCAAAACAGACGAAAAUGGUUAUCAAGGAGCUUCUGACCAAGAACGAAAUUCAAUUACUCAACGACUAUCAUAAGUUGGUUUGGGAAACGCUUUCCCCCUUGUUAUCCGACGACUCAUUCACUUUGGCUUGGCUCAAGAAAGAAACCAAUCCCAUAUAAUUAUUGUAAAAUAUCAUGUGAUUUUAUAAUGUCAGUUGAGGAUUUUUAAAUCAAGCAACGAUAAUUUUUGAAAUUUUCCUUUAAAUAAACGUUUUUUAUUAACUUG
Messenger RNA from Drosophila virilis, 2080 nucleotides. It is a transcript of the gene ApepP, whose product is annotated as Aminopeptidase P. Lineage: Eukaryota; Metazoa; Arthropoda; Insecta; Diptera; Drosophilidae. Gene Ontology annotation, molecular function: metalloaminopeptidase activity. The record is from RefSeq and is a predicted model, not a curated record.